AUGAAACCGAAACAGAGGGUCGAUGUAAUUGAGUCGGUCAAUCAGCCGGAGGGGCGACCUUUCCAUCGCGCGAAUCCGGUCGCUCCCGGGGGGGAGGAAGCGGGUCCAUCUAAUAGGACCCCUCCCGUAGUCCCCUAUCCGUAUGAACCGGAGGAAGUGAUCGGGGGAGAUUCUGUUCUGUCGAUCCAGCAGAGACUCUUGGCCCAAUACCCCUCUCCCUCUUACGAAGCGAUAGAAAUGACAAAAAUGCAGGCCGAAGACCUAUUCGAGGUCAAGGUCGAUAUUAUCAGGCUCAUGGGGGUCCUUGACCCGGAGGGGGAUUGGGAGCGGCGAGGGGCUCGCGCUCUCGAUAAUCCCCGGACUGCCACGGGAGAGCAAGCAGUCCUUGGAGAGACUCUAUGA
Striga hermonthica is the source of this 402-nucleotide messenger RNA. Lineage: Eukaryota; Viridiplantae; Streptophyta; Magnoliopsida; Lamiales; Orobanchaceae. The record is from the annotation of a GenBank genome assembly.